AUGCCUGCUGUUCCGUCUGCGCUUACCGAAGCAGCCUUAAAUUGGUUCUACCGAUUGGAACCAGAGAUGGUAGACUCCUUCGAUGAGUUGAAACAAAUUUUUCUCAAUCACUUCAUGAUCCAGACAGACCGUCUAUAUUCUACCGAUGAUUUGUACACCGUUCGGCAGAGGGAGGACGAGCCUUUAAGGGAAUACGCCGAGCACUUCAGUCAUGAGUACUCAAGGUGUCCGGAAACAGUUGACAGGGCAGCCUAUGACGCCUUCAAGAGUGGUCUUCGGUCCUUACACUUUUGGUACCUGGUGCACAGUAGCAACUGGCGCACCUACGACGAAUUGAUGAAGCAAGCAAUAAUCUACGCAAAGGUCGAAUACUUCAACUCAAAAUCUGGGCCUUUGGCUAGGCAGGAGGAACCGACAUUAAAGAAUUAUUCAGCACAGAGGCAACCCUACACCCCGAUUGAAAGGACUGAUGGGUACCCUGCAACCGGUCUAAUGAACGAGCAAGAGAUAAUACCCAAACUGGUUAACCGGAAACCCAAUCGACAGGACAAUCGAGAUACCGAGAAGUUCUACCAAUACCAUCAGCACAACAACCAUAAUACCAAAGAGUGCAUAAGUCUGAGGAAAAUCGUCGAGCAUUUGAUUCAGGAAGGAAAACUAGAUCAGUACAUUGCCAGACCACCACAAGCGCCAGCUCCGAAGGUAAAUCGGCAGAUCAACAUGAUCAGCACCAUCAGUGGAGUUCCCACACUCGCCGGUAUAUCCAAUUGGUCGAGGAAGCAGUACGUUCGAGCCACGCAAUACCCUCAGGUCUUCGGCAUAGAGGUCAACCGGCAUCAUAAGGCGCCAAGGGUUACUUGGGAACCCAUCACAUUCUGCGAGAAAGAAGAAGAAAGGAUCCUUUAUCCCUAUUAUGACCCGAUGAUCAUUCGAGUAGAAGACACCGACUUCGAUGUCGAAUGGGUGCUGAUCAAUACCGAAAGUUUGGUAAACGUAAUUUUUGCCAACGCAUUCCGAGAAUUAGGAAUAAAUGAUGGCUACAUCAAUCUGCAGUUGACGCCCCUGCUCAGCUUCUCUGGGAACUUGGUUCAACCCGUCGGCAGCUUUAGUUUGCAUAUUGCCUUCGGCAUCUCCCCACGAAGGACGAUGAGAUAUGACCACUUCCUCAUUGUCGACUGCCUAAUAGCAUACAACAUCAUAAUUGGGCAAACGACACUCACCGGAAUCAAGGCGCACCUGUCCCCGCACAUGCUGCUGAUGAAAUUUCCUACUAGCUUUGGCAUGGGAGCAGUUUGA
This is a messenger RNA of Prunus mume (Japanese apricot), 1296 nucleotides long. The record is from RefSeq and is a predicted model, not a curated record. NCBI's taxonomy places the organism in Eukaryota, Viridiplantae, Streptophyta, Magnoliopsida, Rosales, Rosaceae.